This is a messenger RNA of Oryzias latipes (Japanese medaka), 6363 nucleotides long. Its product is annotated as E3 ubiquitin-protein ligase pellino homolog 2. Gene Ontology annotation, molecular function: protein binding; ubiquitin protein ligase activity. The record is from RefSeq and is a predicted model, not a curated record. Gene Ontology annotation, biological process: protein polyubiquitination; regulation of Toll signaling pathway. NCBI's taxonomy places the organism in Eukaryota, Metazoa, Chordata, Actinopteri, Beloniformes, Adrianichthyidae.
UGACGCAAGGCUUCAAAUCCACGAGAUGAGCUGAUGGUUGAUGUUCACGGUUCAAAAGAAAGGAGACUGUAAGAAACUAAAAGAAGCAGUAAGCCUCUGCAAUCCUGCUUUGAACCCCGAAUUUUAAAUCUUUCAUUUCGUUUUGUUUCUGUGAACCACUUUCGUCAUGGAUUGAACCAUCUGACUUUCUCGGGGGAGCUCUCAUUGAUCCUUUGUCGUAUUUAAACUCGUAAAUGUUGCCUUUAAAAUUAUUUUUAAAAUACUCAUGUACUUAAAGGGAAUCAUAUACAGAAAAUUAUAUAGUAUUUUUUUUUACUGGAUAACCCAAAAAUGCACGCCGUGACUAUCCACUCCCCCCUAAAAAUAAUGGUAUGUCCUACUCCCUGCCAUUAGUCCAUGUUGGACCCUGUGCUGAGAAGCAGCUCCUUCGCCACACUAACGGGCUUCCCGCCUCCUUUAAACCCGUCGAAAGAUGCUCAUUUUGGGGAAUAAUACCAAAAACCCAAACCCGACUAGUCUGGAAGAACUUUACCCAAGUGUCUGGAAAGUUUGAAAGAGCGCGUUGCCUGCCCCGCAUCUUCUUCCCAUCUGUUUGCAUUGUUUUAAUCUCAUUGAAUUAAUUCAGCCGACGCGUUUUCCUCUCCGUCUGGAGCGGUCCAAGUCUGAUGAAUUCGCCGAAACGCGACGGAGACGACGACGUGCCCGUUAAAGACCCGGUGAAAUACGGCGAGCUGGUCGUUCUGGGGUACAAUGGAUCUCUGCCAAAUGGAGACCGCGGGCGCCGCAAGAGCCGUUUCGCUCUUUUCCGAAGGGCCAAAGCUAAUGGCGUCAAACCCAGUGCUGUGCACAUCCUCAACACGCCGCAGGACAGCAAGGCGGUCCACAGCAGGGGUCAGCACAGCAUCUCUUUUACUUUGUCGCGUAACCAGACGGUGGUGGUGGAAUAUUGCCACGAUGACAACACAGACAUGUUCCAGAUCGGACGCUCCACGGAAAGCCCAAUUGACUUUGUGGUGACCGACAACUCCGGAGGGUCAAAGGAGGUGGAGGACCCGUCCAUUGCGCCCAGCACCAUUUCACGGUUUGCCUGCAGAGUGGUGUGUGAGCGCAGCCCCCCUUACACCGCUCGCAUCUACGCUGCAGGCUUUGAUUCGUCCAAAAACAUCUUCCUUGGGGAGAAAGCAACUAAAUGGAAAAACCCUGACGGGCACAUGGAUGGUCUGACCACUAACGGGGUUCUUGUCAUGCACCCUGAGGGGUUUCCGGAUGACCCAAAGCAAGGUUUGUGGAGGGAGAUAUCUGUUUGUGGAGAUGUCUAUGCUCUGCGGGAAACUCGGUCUGGACCCACACGUGGCAAACUGGCGGAGGGCGAAAGCAGCGCCCUACGUGAUGGCUCGCUGGUGGAUCUAUGUGGUGCCACGCUCCUGUGGCGUACAGGAGAAGGGCUCACACGGGCCCCCACCCUGCGCCACUUGGAGGCACUUCGUCAGGAGCUCAACGCCUCCCGCCCCCAGUGUCCCGUAGGCCUCAGCACGCUGGCUUUCCCCAGCCUGCCACGCAGCCACAGUCUUGAAGAGCGACAACCCUGGGUCUACCUCAGCUGCGGCCAUGUGCAUGGACGCCACGACUGGGGACAGCGAUCGGAAGGGGAGCAGAGGAAGGGCGAGGGUGCGGCGCCCCAGCGAGAAUGUCCACUGUGCAGGAGCGAGGGCCCUUACGUGCCGCUGUGGCUGGGCUCAGAACCCGCCGUCUACUUGGAUGCAGGACCACCGACUCAUGCUUUCGUCCCGUGCGGCCACGUCUGCUCAGAGAGGACAGCCAGGUACUGGGCAGAAACCUCACUCCCCCACGGGACGCACGCCUUCAGACCCGUCUGCCCCUUUUGCUCGGCGGCCCUCAGCACACCAGGCUGGACACGCCUAAUCUUCCAGGGCCCCAUCGAUUAGCUGCUACUCUGCACAAUCCACCAUCACUACUUCAGGAAGCCCGCUGCGCUUCAUUUGUGGCACAAAGUUCACGAGUGCAGAUCGAUGCAUACGACCUGUACCAAAACAAACCUUUGUGCCACGCAAUGAAGCUUUCGCUGGCUUGUCCUAGCCUUUGUUUAUCCUUUAGUGCUUCAAAAUGAGUAGCUUAGAUAAAAAAAGAAACCCAUACCCAAGACCUCAUCCUGUCCCAAUGAGUCUGUCAGGUUUACAUUUACCCAUUCCACGGUUUCUAUGGAAGUUUGGGUUCAUAGAAAAACUGAAGUCCUGCUGCUUUUCAAACGUGCAUUUUAUCAAAUAACCAUAGCAUAGCGUAGGAUGUGAAGGUCUACAUUUUUUCUCUUGGGGUUCUGUGUUGGCUCAGUAGAGACCCAUAAACCAUUAUUGGCAGGUGAACAACCUUCCUGAACUCAGCUGUGGAUCAAAGGAGAUCUCCACCUUAAAAUGAGGGUCUGUAUUUGAUCACAGGCACACUGUCCUGUAGACGAAAGAGUAGAAGUCAACCAAAGAGUUUGUCAAGUGGGUCAGAACCAGCUCAGUGAAUGUAAGGAGCUGAUGGUGGUGUAAAGGUGGUGUAGUCGGGAGGUGAAGAAGCCCUUCGGACACAAACAGGUUUUCUUAUUGCACUUCCUCUUACUGGUCUUGGAAGUUUCGAGGAAGAUUUUGUUCCCACCAGAAGCAGUCACACCUGUGUGAAGGUAGUUUGGUCAACUAGAUGCUAAACCAAACCAAAAGCUUAAAAUUUCUUUGGCUAAUCAACCAAACCUUGAAGGACUACCCUGCUCUGAAAGGAGGGCUUCAUCAGAUGUAGAGGAAAAGGCUUAGACACUAUUGUUGUCUUCUGUAAAGGCUGCCUGUUGAGAACUCCUACUGGCGUAUGGCAAAAAAACGUCAGUGGUAAUUGAUUGGAAACGCCUGUUCUGGGUCUGGAGUGUUGAAGUUUCUUCAGAAACCACAUCUAUCAGUGUUUCAACCAGUUUUUACCUCUGGCUACUUCUAAAGUAGAGGAUUGUCCUUUCAGUGUUAAGUUGGACCCACAAGCAAUUUGACAUUGUGGUUUACAACUCAGACAAACCUGUAAGACUCUGACUCACCUUUGGUUCCAAAGAAAAAUCUCUUCAUUAACUGAAACCGAAGCAGAGUGAGGAUAAACAAAGGCGGGAGCGAAACCGGGUAAACUCCACUUCACAACUCCAAAAGCAAUAACGGCGCUCACGCUGUGGCGUCUGACCAGGGGGUAACCAUGUCCAGGGAGGGAGUGGGCAGAAAGCUGACCGUAUUCCAGUCAUGCCCUCGCCCUGCAUCAUCGAACAGGGUCCUCGCCGGACUGACGGACGUCCGACCCCCAGCGACCUCAAAACAAACCUGUACUUUUUUUGUUUUUAAGAAAACUAUUUUAUUACCAUGGAGAGGGGUUUCUAGGGAACCUUUCUGUUUCUCAGCGUUAAAAAAAGAAGAAAAAAAAAAGUAGAAUAUUUUUUUAACUGGUGUUGUGUGCUGUUCUGGGUCAGUGUAAAUGUGUGUGUGUGUGUGUGUGUGUGUGUGUGUGUGUGUUUGGGUGUGUGUCUCAAGUGACAGGUCAACACUGUGUCCACCCCCGUCACACGUGCCCUGACUAUGAAUGUAGCCAAAAACUGGCUGUGCUCAGCCUCUGCUGGUGCUUAUAUGAAUAGUCUAUAUUGUGAAGCUAUUUUUGUAAAUGAAUAUUACGGUGUGGCUCGGCAGACGAGCCCAAACGGUCUCAAUAAUGACCUAAAGUCUGGAGGACGGGUCAAACACACUCACAGGGCAAAGGUUGCAUGUGCUGCGCACGCAUUCAGCCGGCACACCACACUUCUGCUUCGCAAAAAGCUUGUGCACGAGGACGUGCACAAAGCCGUCUUCCUUAACUCUCAGUUGGGACAUUUGUUUUGAGAUGAAGCAGUCCAGAAAGCCUUAUACUUGAUCAAAAUGAAAGACCUCUGGUUCCACUCUAUGCUAAUAUGUCCUUUAAGCUACGAUCAGCGUACCAUCAUGGCAAAGCGGGCCAUGGCGUUGAAGCCGUACUUGAGGUUCCUCACUCAAAGCCUGCCUGUUGAAAGGUCAUGAAAGAGAGUAACGGCUCUGACGUAGACAUCAUCGGAUGUCCGUCGAUCAAAGUUUUCUUGACUACAGAGAGUGAAAAAGGGUUCAGUCCAUUUAUCUGAUCAGUCUACACGUUUAUCAACAGGUUUAUUUGAAUAGUGGGAAGCAAAACAAUAACAACAAAUAUUUAGAAAAAUGUGUAUUUUUCUCCAUUUCGGCUCUAAAACUAAAAACUUCUUUGUUGUACUGGAGAACCAACCACCGCUUCUCAGUCUGGAAGGUUUGGUGGCUCAUGUUUUGGAAUCUAAACCUUCAAGUUCUUUCAUGGAAGUUAUGUCUGGGAAAAGUUCCUAAAAAGUAGUUCAGAUCUCUGGUCCCCUGAGAAGAAAAACUCCCCAAAGCUGAAUGUGUCUGAUAGUGAUCUAUGGGCAUUUAUGCCAUAGAGUGGUCAAAGUUCUCUUAUGAACAUUGAGACCUUCAUCUGAAUCUGAAUCUCAGACCACAUAUGGAGCCGCUGACCAGCUUAUUCUUGUGGCUUUUUUUGUUUUUUGGAAAUUUCCCUGGAAUCAGAUUGGUAUCUUCAUGGACACGUCUUUAGCACUGGUAAGCUCCUCUGGACACAUUUGUCCAUAACUUGUUGUUUAAAGUUCUCCACUGAUUUGUCUUGAGGCCUUGAGAUCUUUAGUGAUCCUUCUGAUCUGAUUCUUUAUUGCUUGAAAGAACUCUAAGAGGAAAAACCCUGACCAAGGAAGGCAAACUACUCAUACUUGUAGGGAUUUUUUUGUCUUUAUAUCACUGAGAUGCUUUGUGACGGUCUUGCAGAUCAGUCCAGCCUUGUACAGAUCUACAACCUCAUCCCUGACAUCCUUGAACAUCUCUUUGGAAAAAGAUUGAGAUCUUGGAUCAGGAGCUCCUUUGUUCAAAUUUGGUCAUAGAUUCCUCAACGUUCAUACCUGAACUUUCAGACCUUGAGUUCAAAUGUAUAGUUUUUGCAGAUCAAUCUUUUUGGAUGCCAUAGUUCCAGCUGCUGGGAUCCAGAAAUCUGGAUUGAUGGGAAAAUCUUCUUUUUUUGGUAACUCAUUAAAAUCUACAUUUGUUAUUAACACUUUAAAAAUGGUGUGCUUCAAGCUAAUAGAAUUGGUGUCAACCACCACAUAAACCUUAAAAUAAAAGUCUAGACUGAUCAAACCCAGGAAUCGGCAGGAAUCGAACCAAUUUGACUGGUAUGGUCAUCAGUUUACGCAUGUAUAGACAUAGUUUUCCUCCUACAUGAGCAAGUCAGAUUGACAGGUUGACCCAAGUUACUGCUGGUUAACAGACUGAAAAAAACCUUCUCAGCAUUUCUCAGUUUGGACUCGCGUCUCACCCGUUCCCCCUCAUCCUCCGUCUACGUCUUAUUUAAGGACUCCAGCCAUAACUGAUCAGCGUACCAUGACUGAUCUCUCGCCUUGUGCCUAAAUCUUCCUCCCUCUCCAAAAAAAGGAAAAAUGAGGAAGGCAGGCAUUUGUGAGAUUGCUUUUGAUUCUCCCUAAACAAAAACAAAAAAAAAAAAGUCUGAGAAGUUUGUAUGCAUGCCGAUGAACGUCACCGUCCAGAAUGAUCCAAUCUCCUGCUAAACAGCUGCUGCCCUUUUCAAAAGUUUCUCACUUUACGUCUUUUUUUGAACGUUCUUUUCUAUUUUUAAUACAUCCUCCUAAACUUUUUCUUCAGCUGCACUUCUCCGGAAAGGUUUUCACUCAUUUUCAGCAAAGUCUCUUUCAGCUCUAACCAGUGUUAAUCUAUUGAUUAGUCACCUUUGUAUCCUUGAAGUAGUUUGGUGAGAAGCCGCUAAUGACUUAAAAAAACAGAAAUAUUAGCUUAAAAAGCUGAAAAUGAGUAAAAAAAAAAUCUUUUCUGAAAAGUUUUUUUCAUUUUACUUUAUUUAUUGUAAAAAGUCCUCUUUGGGAUUUAGUUAUUUAUCAUUUGCCCUUAUUUUAUACAUAAUUUUUGGUAGAAAGAAAGAAUUUUUAGUGUUUCCCAGCCACAUGUACUUUAUACCAGUAGCAAAUCCAUAAACGUUAUUUUAACUUUAGAUUUUAUUUUUUAGCACCUUUUUUUUUUUCUUCCCUCCUCAGCUUCUAAACUCACCUCAUUACAGAAAAAUGUAGCGGAUAUGUAUGACACAGCACAGGACCUCACACUUUCUAAAGCAUUCAUGAAGAACUCGAUGUGAUGUUGGCUAUUUUUCUUUUCAUUGUUUUAUAACGUACUCCUGUAAUUGUGCGGUGCACAGACAAUCGCUAUACACGUCAAUAAAGCAUUAAAAAAAUAAAAA